Meloidogyne enterolobii is the source of this 384-nucleotide messenger RNA. The record is from the annotation of a GenBank genome assembly. NCBI's taxonomy places the organism in Eukaryota, Metazoa, Nematoda, Chromadorea, Rhabditida, Meloidogynidae.
AUGAAAUAUAAAGACCAAAAUGGAAAAAAUAAAUUUAAAGAGGAUUUGGGAAAAUCUAAAAACAAAUUCAAGAAUAAAAUUUUUUUAUUUUCAAGGCAAAAACGAUUGGUUACUGUUUUAAGAAAAAAGUUGCAGCAGCAACAACUCGAUGCCCUAAAACAGCAAAAACAAUAAGAAGCAGAUUUUACUUAAAAAUUACAAUUUUUUAUUUCUUUCUCUUUUUUUUCUACUUACAUGGUGACCGGAAAAAUUGCAGUAAAUUCAUCGAGAUUAGUUUAGGCAUGGAAGCUUUAAACCAAAUUCUCGCUAGAAAUCAGACCGUUUUAUCAAAAAUCUCGGUUUAUCUAGAUCUCCAAUUCUUACUGCAUUUUACCGUAAACCUUU